UUUUAUCCAAGCAGUCCUUUGCAUAACUGCCCAGCGCCUGCAAUGACCUGAGUCAGUCAUGCAAAGAGACUUUCUUAUGCUUACACCAACAUUUUCUUUCCGUGUUCAUUUUCUGCUGCUCCUAACCCACGGGUUAUGACUGUUGUGAUGGUGGAGGCGGCACUUUGCAAUCUUUUUAGUUAAGAUCUAGAGUUUGUUUGAAAGCAAGGCUGAAAAAUCCACAGACGGGAUUUCUCCACAAGAUUGCUGUCAUGGGUGCAGCUGGGAUACCUGUCUCUUCAGGAGGGUGGGGAGAAGUGAGGUCUAUUGAUUCCGAAGAGGAAACAAUCCAGGCCCGACGAGCAGGUGCUGGUGACUUGGAUUAUUACUGGUUGGAUCCUGCCACGUGGCAUAGUCGGGAAACAUCACCGAUUAGUUCGCAUCCUGUAACGUGGCAACCAUCUAAAGAGGGAGACCGAUUAAUUGGACGUGUUGUUCUUAACAAGAGAACAACUAUGCCCAAAGAAUCAGGUGCAUUACUGGGUCUGAAAGUUGUUGGAGGAAAAAUGACUGACUUAGGACGCCUUGGUGCCUUCAUCACCAAAGUAAAGAAGGGUAGCCUUGCAGAUGUAGUUGGACAUUUAAGAGCAGGGGAUGAAGUUCUAGAAUGGAAUGGUAAACCCCUGCCGGGAGCUACAAAUGAAGAAGUUUACAACAUUAUUUUAGAAUCAAAAUCAGAACCUCAAGUUGAAAUUAUUGUUUCAAGGCCUAUUGGUGACAUUCCAAGGAUUCCUGAGAGCUCCCACCCUCCCUUGGAAUCCAGUUCAAGUUCUUUUGAAUCUCAGAAGAUGGAAAGGCCUUCCAUUUCUGUUAUUUCUCCAACAAGUCCUGGAGCUCUAAAAGAUGCCCCGCAAGUCUUACCAGGACAACUUUCUGUGAAACUGUGGUAUGAUAAAGUGGGACACCAGCUGAUUGUAAAUGUUCUGCAAGCAACAGAUCUACCUUCCAGGGUAGAUGGGCGGCCCAGGAAUCCCUAUGUAAAAAUGUAUUUUCUUCCAGAUAGAAGUGAUAAAAGUAAGAGGAGGACCAAAACCGUAAAGAAAGUACUAGAACCAAAAUGGAAUCAAACUUUUGUCUAUUCACAUGUACAUCGUAGAGAUUUUAGAGAACGAAUGUUAGAAAUAACUGUGUGGGAUCAACCAAGAGUGCAAGAAGAAGAGAGCGAAUUUCUCGGAGAGAUCCUCAUAGAAUUGGAGACAGCACUUUUAGACGAUGAACCACAUUGGUAUAAACUGCAGACACAUGAUGAAUCUUCACUACCUCUGCCUCAGCCAUCACCUUAUCCAAGGCGACACAUUCAUGGAGAAAGCUCCAGCAAAAAACUACAAAGAUCUCAGCGAAUCAGUGAUAGUGACAUCUCAGAUUAUGAGGUGGAUGAUGGUAUUGGAGUAGUGCCUCCAGUAGGUUAUAGGUCUAGUGCUAGAGAAAGUAAAUCUACAACAUUAACUGUGCCAGAACAGCAAAGAACAACUCAUCACCGCUCACGCUCAGUAUCUCCUCAUCGCGGCGAUGAUCAGGGAAGGCCGCGUUCACGUUUACCAAAUGUGCCAUUACAGAGGAGUUUAGAUGAAAUUCAUCCAACAAGAAGGUCACGUUCUCCAACCAGACACCAUGAUGCCUCUAGAAGUCCAGUUGAUCACAGAUCCAGAGAUGUGGAUAGUCAGUAUUUAUCUGAACAAGACAGUGAGCUUCUUAUGCUGCCCAGAGCAAAACGAGGACGAAGUGCAGAAUGCCUACAUACUACCAGUGAACUGCAGCCCUCCCUUGACAGGGCUAGGAGUGCUAGUACCAACUGCUUGAGACCAGAUACUAGUUUGCAUUCACCAGAACGAGAAAGGGGUAGAUGGUCCCCCUCCCUAGAUAGGAGACGACCUCCUAGUCCCAGGAUUCAAAUCCAGCAUGCUUCUCCGGAGAAUGACAGGCACUCCAGAAAAUCUGAAAGAUCUAGCAUCCAAAAACAGACUAGGAAAGGCAUUGCUUCUGAUGCAGAAAGGACACACAGACAAGGAAGUCCAUCCCACUCUCCUCCCGCGGACACUUCCUUCAGCAGCCGGAGGGGCAGACAGCUCCCACAAGUGCCAGUGAGAAGCGGCAGUAUAGAACAAGCAAGCUUAGUAGUGGAGGAGCGAACAAGACAGAUGAAAAUGAAAGUGCAUCGAUUUAAGCAGACAACAGGGUCUGGUUCUAGUCAAGAACUUGAUCGCGAGCAAUAUUCCAAGUAUAGCAUACAUAAAGAUCAGUACAGAAGCUGUGAUAACGUCUCUGCCAAAUCAUCAGAUAGUGAUGUCAGUGAUGUGUCCGCCAUUUCCAGAACCAGCAGUGCCUCUCGCCUCAGCAGCACAAGCUUUAUGUCAGAGCAGUCUGAGCGCCCCAGGGGUAGAAUCAGUUCAUUUACCCCUAAAAUGCAAGGCAGACGGAUGGGGACUUCAGGAAGAGCCAUCACGAAGAGCACCAGUGUGAGUGGAGAGAUGUACACACUGGAGCAUAAUGAUGGCAGCCAGUCGGACACAGCCGUGGGGACAGUAGGAGCAGGUGGGAAGAAACGGAGGUCCAGCCUGAGCGCCAAGGUGGUCGCCAUAGUGUCUCGACGGAGUAGAAGCACAUCCCAACUAAGCCAAACAGAGUCGGGCCACAAGAAGUUAAAAAGCACCAUCCAGAGAAGCACAGAAACGGGAAUGGCAGCCGAAAUGAGGAAGAUGGUCAGACAACCAAGUCGAGAGUCUACGGAUGGCAGCAUCAACAGUUACAGCUCCGAGGGGAACUUAAUAUUUCCUGGAGUGAGACUAGGAGCGGACAGUCAAUUUAGUGAUUUUCUCGAUGGGCUGGGACCAGCCCAGCUUGUUGGCCGCCAAACCCUCGCCACCCCUGCAAUGGGCGAUAUACAAAUUGGAAUGGAGGAUAAAAAGGGCCAAUUAGAAGUUGAAGUGAUUAGAGCACGAAGCCUCACGCAAAAACCUGGCUCCAAAUCUACACCUGCUCCAUAUGUCAAGGUAUAUCUUUUGGAAAACGGGGCCUGUAUAGCCAAGAAGAAGACAAGAAUUGCACGGAAAACCCUUGAUCCUUUGUAUCAACAGUCCCUGGUGUUUGAUGAAAGUCCACAGGGUAAAGUUCUUCAGGUGAUCGUCUGGGGUGACUAUGGAAGAAUGGACCAUAAAUGCUUUAUGGGGGUGGCCCAGAUCUUAUUGGAAGAACUUGAUCUGUCCAGUAUGGUAAUCGGAUGGUACAAAUUGUUCCCACCGUCAUCGUUGGUGGAUCCCACACUCACGCCCCUAACCCGCCGGGCUUCCCAAUCAUCUCUGGAAAGUUCAACUGGGCCUCCCUGCAUUCGAUCGUAGUG
Myotis lucifugus (little brown bat) is the source of this 3376-nucleotide messenger RNA. RefSeq names its product regulating synaptic membrane exocytosis 1 (gene RIMS1). Gene Ontology annotation, biological process: calcium ion-regulated exocytosis of neurotransmitter; positive regulation of synaptic transmission; regulation of synaptic plasticity. Gene Ontology annotation, molecular function: transmembrane transporter binding; small GTPase binding. NCBI's taxonomy places the organism in Eukaryota, Metazoa, Chordata, Mammalia, Chiroptera, Vespertilionidae. Gene Ontology annotation, cellular component: presynaptic membrane; cytoskeleton of presynaptic active zone. The record is from RefSeq and is a predicted model, not a curated record.